AUGCCGAAGCUGACAUCACCAUCCUACUUGAAAAAUCAUAUGCCUUCGGAUUUCGAGAAAUUUUUUGUGGAAAUGAUUACUGUCGCUUUAUCUGAAGGUGCUCACAUAAAUACGCCAUUGAAGAUUGCUUUGUCACAGCUACCAGUGAAUGUCGAUUUUGCAUUGUCUCUUUUAAAACCGUUCACUGAACAAAAGACAAAGAAACGUGAUCGCAGCCUUUGCCACUGGGAUUGUUUUAAAACAGAAGAUUGCACACAGUUCGAAAGCCGUCGUCGUUUUGCGCUGGAAGUGUUGAUUGCCAAUGACAGCCUUCAAGCAUCCGCUAAGCUCUUUCAGCUGCUCUACGAAAUUCUGAAAGAGGCGAUUGUAAAACAAGCGGAUGAUGACAGCCAAUAUUCGCAACAGCUCGUUAUUAAUUUUAUCAUUUGUUUGAUCAAAAAUCCGCGAGGAUAUAAAGUGACGGUGAACGAUUUGCACUUGGACACAGUCGUUGAUAUUGUUCGUCAUACUCAGAGCCAUCGGAUUCUUCGAGAUUGUUUAAAUCUCCUAACAUGCGCUGUCGUUGUUGCACCGGUUAGUUUCCUCGACCAGUUCCAGGCGAUUGGAAAACAAGCGGAUGAUGAUAGUCAAUAUUUGCAACAGCUCGUUAUUAAUUUUAUCAUUCGUUUGAUCAAAAAUCCACGAGGAUAUAAAGUGACUGUGAACGAUUUACACUUGGACACAGUCGUUGAUAUUGUUCGUCAUACUCAGAGCCAUCGGAUUCUUCGAGAUUGUUUGAACCUCCUAACAUGCGCUGUCGUUGUUGCACCGAAAAAGGUACUGGCUCAUCUGAUGUCCGUUUAUACGUUUAUGGGUGAUGGAUUGCUGAAGAAGGAUAACGAUUUAACGCUGAGUGAUCCAUCAUUUUAUGAUCAAAUAAUAACAACCUCUCGACUGUUUGCUGCAUCGAUCGCCGACAUACCGGCACAUCGUCGUGAAAGCAUUUUACGUGCGGUUGCACGCUCCACAACAUCACGUUAUGUGCUAAGAGUUGCAUUCCAGUUCCGCAACUGUACACUUGCUUUGACCUAUAUUGCAUCGCUGUUGAUCGCCAUCCUGCAGGUGAUCUUGACAUCCGUUUCGUUCCCUGAAUAUAACUUAAUAAUCUCAAGGUCUUCAUCGUAA
Gongylonema pulchrum is the source of this 1164-nucleotide messenger RNA. Lineage: Eukaryota; Metazoa; Nematoda; Chromadorea; Rhabditida; Gongylonematidae. The record is from the annotation of a GenBank genome assembly.